Messenger RNA from Sardina pilchardus (European sardine), 3095 nucleotides. RefSeq names its product LIM domain and actin binding 1a (gene lima1a). Gene Ontology annotation, molecular function: actin filament binding. Gene Ontology annotation, biological process: actin filament bundle assembly. Gene Ontology annotation, cellular component: actin cytoskeleton; plasma membrane. The transcript has 11 exons. Lineage: Eukaryota; Metazoa; Chordata; Actinopteri; Clupeiformes; Clupeidae. The record is from RefSeq and is a predicted model, not a curated record. Bases 137 to 2296 code for a protein of 719 amino acids.
CACAUAAACAGACACAGGCACGCAUGGGCUGAGAAAGCAGUGCUGCAAAGACAACUACAAGUGCUGAGAAUAGUCAGGAGACCAAUUGUUCAGAAGCUAAGGAGACGACUUUACCAAGUGUCAAAGGUUGCAGAACAUGGAGGACACAACAGCAGUCAUGGCCACCAACUCAUUCCAGAGAAGGCAGUGGGCCUCCCAGUCUCUGCGCAUCACAGCCAACGAACUGUCCAUCGUGGGCAAGAAUACAGCCAUUGCUGAGCGCUUCUCCAAGUACCAAAAAGCAGCAGAGGAGACUGGCGUAGAGAAGAAGAAAACCGCUUCGGAGGACGUGCCCUCACCUCGGCGCCGUGGCAACCUGAGUGCGCUGAAGAAGCGCUGGGAGCAGCCCCCCGUGACCCCUACGACGUACCCCCACACACGCCCAUCGAAGCCCACUCCCAACUCUCAACAGCCAGAGAAGGCAACAGUCUCGCCACUAUCCUCAGAACCGGUCCAGGAAUCAACAACUACCAACGAGAGCCGAGCGUUGCCCACAGACACCCCGACGGAGCCUGCGGUUGUCCCGGUCCCCCAGGAUCUGCAGUACCAGGAGAAGCCAGCCAUGGAGAACCAGGAGCAAGAGGAGCCUGCAACUGCGCCCAGCGUGGCCAUCGAGAAGCCCAACGUGCCUCUUACCAGCCUGAAGAUGAUGUUUGAGAAAGGGGAGAACAUGCAGAACAAAGUACCCAAGGAGCCGGGCCGAAUGGGAGCAAGCAGCAGCAUGCCUGAAAACAUGCAUCUACAAACCGACAAAGAAAAAGUUGAGACUACCCCUCUGCGGGACAGGAUGGCCAUCUACCAGGCAGCUGUGUCCAAACAGGAUGUCUUCACCACACCGACUCGGACUAAUGACUCCAUGGACACAGAGCCGCACGCUUACAUCAUGAAGCAAAAGGAGAAUGUGCCCCCAAGCAUUGUGGAGAUGUCCGUCUCUGAGCCCAAUAGCAGGAAAGGUUCCUCCACAGACAGCAAUGGAACUGCACCUUCAUCUCCCCAUGAUCCAACUCAGCCUAAAUCGCUUAAGAAGUUCCGUUUGCCUGCGCGGGAGACCUGUGUGAUGUGUCAGAAGACUGUUUACCCGCUGGAGCGCCUGGUGGCCAAUCAACACGUCUACCACAACACAUGCUUCCGCUGUGCCCACUGCAACACCAAGCUGAGCUUGGGGAACUACGCAUCUCUGCACAGCAAUGUCUACUGCAAGCCCCACUUUUGCCAGCUCUUCAAGGCCAAGGGCAACUAUGACGAGGGGUUUGGACACCGGCCCCAUAAGGAGCUGUGGGAGGGAGCAGUCAAAGGAACACCGGAGGAGCAGCCUAAAGUGACCCCGUCUGCAGAUAAACUCACCAGCCCUACAGUGGAGGAGUCCCCGUUAGCCAAGGUGAACGUGCUGGCGGCCUCUCUCGAGACCCGCUCGGUGUCCAGCACCAGCACUCCAGAGAAGGCUGCAGGUGGUUCCGUAGAGCGUCUGACCGAGACGCGCCGGUUGAAGAUUUCCUGGCCCCCCCGGGCUGACUCCUGUGAUGGAGGCGAUGCGGAGGAGGUGGUGGUCCCUGAGAGCCUUAGUCCAGCGCCUGAGAGCAGUCCUGUCGUCAGAUCUGUUCUGGCCAAGUGGCCUCCCGAAGGGGAUGCCCUGACCCUUGCCCCGAGCCCAGAGCUGUCGGAGCUGUCCAGCCUGCAGAGGAGCUCCUCGCUCAAAGAGCGCAGCCGGCCGUUCUCCCUAACUCCCACCUCGGCCUCAGUCCCUAAAGACGCUUGCUUCUCCAAGCCUGAGCCAGUGGAGACCUCCAGAGAUGAUCAGGAACAACCCUCAUCCCCUCAUCCCCAGAGGCCUGACGCUGACGAUGCACCACUAAGUGACGAAAUCUGUGGGAAUGACUUGGAAGGGGAGGAGCUAAAUGAAGAUGCAAGUUCGACACAAGAAGUGGGUCAUAGGUCGGAGGAGGAGGAGGAGGAGGAGGAGGGGGAGGAGGAAGAAGAGGAAGAGGAGUUGGGAAGUGAUGGUGAGGAGAUGGAAGCAGAACAGGGAGAUGAAGAUGACGUAACAUCUCCAGAAUGCCUGGCAUCUCCAGAAUGCCAGCCGUCUCAAAUGGACACCACACCUCCAGCAUCUCCGUCGCCUGAAUCGCAGGAAAACCGUGCUUCCCAGGACGUGGGCUUCUGGGAAGGAGAGGAGGCUGAAGAGAACCAAGAGGAGGUGUCUGUGGAGGAGCUAAUCAAACGAAACCGUCAUUAUGAGGAGGAAGAACAGGACAACUAAGGAUGUGGCGGGAUAAAGCCAUCAAGACGUUGGAUUGACACAUUGGAUUAAUUGAACGAUAUGGAUCUGUCUCCUUUUAACUGAAGCGAACUCUAAAGACCAAUCUAAGAUCUCCCUGUUCAGUGCUGGUGCAGGGCUGCUUCAGUCUGAGUUCUGUCUCUUCAGGUGCCUGUGAAUGUUGCAAAGAACCAAAAACAACUAAUAAUGGAGAUCUCAAAUAUAUGCAGGACCAAGACACACCUCACUCAUAUAACCAUCUUAUAAUCAAUUUUAAACAUUUUUUUUAUGUCUGUCAAUAGGCCUUUAUAUGUCUUCAUUCUUUAUUCCUGGUUUUGUGUGUAUUAAAUCUAUGAAUUCAACCAGCAAUGUUUUCAGAUUGUAUACUAGUACACUACACUAAUACUAGUGUGAUAUUUGUGACCUUCAAAUUCAUUUUUUCCAUGUUCAAUGUUGGACCUCAAAUUUGUCUUGAAGAUAAAGGGGGAUAUUCUGAACCAUGUCGAUGUAUUUGAUGUUGCUGAGUCACCCAUUACACCACUGUUGCUCAUUAUCUCACCAGGAAAGGAUUCCAGCUCUUAUUUGUGUUUUGUCCUUUUAUAUAAUUUUAUGUUAAAGUGUUUUUUGUUUUGUUGUUUGUUGUUGUUGGUGGUGGGGGGAUGUCAAUUCACUUAUUGUCUCAGUUUAUCAAAUGAUUGCACAAUGUGGGCUCCCUGAGCAGCUUGAAUGGGUUAGGUUGAGCUUUGCACAAUUCAACCAUUUUGAACAUGAGACCAGUAUACUGAAAUAAAUCAUUUCUGUA